ACAACAAUUCCAUUUAAUAAAUUCCCCAUCCGAAACGUAUGUGAUCCAUUUUGUCUGUUCUGUUGUUGAUUACGGUUCUCGGUAGGUUCCGCAAGUAAUAGCGCACAAUGUUUGCCCGCUGCUCUUCGUCGCUCGCACGCCCAUCGGUUCAGGGUUUUCGGCGCUUCCAGAGCACGCUAGUCGUGGCCGAACACAACAAUGAGACGCUCAACCCAAUCACGGCCAACGCGGUGACAGCGGCGAAGAAGCUUGGCGGUGAUGUGACCGUACUGGUUGCUGGCACAAAAGUUGGUCCCGUUUCGGAGGCAGCCGCUAAGUUGGACGGUGUGAAGAAGGUGUUGGUAGCGGAGGGUGACGCGUACAAGGGUAUGCUGGCGGAAUCACUAACACCGCUCGUGUUGGCCACGCAGGAGCAGUUCAAAUUCACACAUAUCGUAGCGGGAGCGACGGCUUUCGGUAAGGCUGUCCUUCCACGUAUCGCCGCCAAGCUGGAUGUAUCCCCGGUGUCGGAUAUUACCGGUGUACAGUCCGCCGAUACGUUCGUGCGCACGAUCUACGCCGGCAAUGCAAUCCAGACGGUUAAAUCGAAAGAUCCAGUGAAGGUCAUUACGGUGCGCGGUACUAACUUCGAACCGACCGGAGUGGCCGGUAGUGCGGCUGCAAUAGAGAAAGCUCCGGCUGGAGACUUUGCUAGCAAAACGACCGAAUUCGUCAGCCAAGAGUUGACCAAAUCCGACCGUCCUUCGCUCACUGCGGCGAAGAUCAUCGUGUCCGGUGGACGCGGUAUGAAAUCGGGCGACAACUUCAAGAUGCUGUAUGAUCUGGCGGACAAAUGGGGCGCAGCGGUGGGUGCUUCCCGUGCUGCCGUGGAUGCUGGAUACGUGCCGAACGAUUUGCAGAUUGGACAGACGGGCAAAAUUGUGGCACCGGAGCUGUACGUUGCUAUCGGGAUUUCCGGCGCCAUCCAGCAUCUGGCCGGUAUGAAGGACUCGAAAACGAUCGUUGCCAUCAACAAGGAUCCCGAGGCACCGAUCUUCCAGGUCGCUGACUACGGGUUGGUGGCCGACCUGUUCAAGGUGGUACCGGAGAUCAACGAAAAGUGCUAACAAAGCACCGACACAACAAACCGGCCUGUCGCGAGUGAACACGCUAAGAGAAGGUCCGAAUUUCCUUUCCAACCCGAAUGUAUCCGCGGUGUGUCGUGCAAGUGACUCAUCUUGUCGGAAGAUUUUUUAAAGUGUGUUGUAUUAGUUAUAGGCGCAAAAAUUUAGCUACAGUAUAAUAACAUAUAUCGGGCUCAAAAGUAAACACUGUCUGGUUUGUUGGUGGUCCCCAGAGUUGCUGGUGAAAAACUAUUACACGGCGCUGUAGUGUGUAGCGUUCCGGGGUAUUCUAUUUCUUCGGUGCAAUAAUUCCUUCCAGCUGGGCCUGUGAAAACAUUGUGUGUUACAACCAGGGCAAAGCAUUGUCAAUAAAUAUGUUCGUUUUCAUAAAACAGAACAGUAUACAUCGUGUAUCUGAAUC
This is a messenger RNA of Anopheles moucheti, 1524 nucleotides long. RefSeq names its product electron transfer flavoprotein subunit alpha, mitochondrial (gene wal). Gene Ontology annotation, molecular function: flavin adenine dinucleotide binding; electron transfer activity. The transcript has 2 exons. NCBI's taxonomy places the organism in Eukaryota, Metazoa, Arthropoda, Insecta, Diptera, Culicidae. The record is from RefSeq and is a predicted model, not a curated record. The coding region runs from base 108 to 1106 and encodes 332 amino acids. Gene Ontology annotation, cellular component: mitochondrion.